AUGUCUUCCUUUUUGCCGCUCUACCUGUCGUGGCAAGGGGAAGUGGCGGACGACAAGGGCUGCUUCUUCCUGGGGACCACAGGACGUCCCGUGGCCAAUCCCAGGUCCGAUUUGUGCCGUCUCUGGAGGCGCUGUCGGAAGAUCUGCGAGGCAGCGGGCCCGAAUCCGCCGCCCCUUACGGCAGAGGCCGCUGGGACGUCUUCCCGGGACGCGAGUUCUGUGUCGGGGAAGGGGUCGCGUGACGACCAAUGGGACGCUUUCGUCAGUCAAUUCCCCGUGACGAUGGGUGCCCUCGCGCCCUCCAAAGAGGACCUUGUCGGUGCCGGGUUUGGCGAUAAACGGACGGCCUACUUCAAAUGGAGGCGCAUCCAGUUGGAACAGCGUGUGCUACACGUCGCCGAUUCCGCUGGCAGGCAGCGACCGACGGAGGCCAAGGUGGCAGCCGUUUUAGCCAAGGAGAAAUGGAAAACCAAUGUCCCCUCCCUCCCGGAUGUGCUCAAGGCGUGGGUCUCCCCUUUAAAGGCAGCCAUUGAGGACGACGAAGGCGUCCUCAAGUCAGUGGCGGAGCAACGGUGGAAGGGGAUAGAUUUCAAGGAAUAUGGAGAACACAAGGGCAGAGGCGUCAUUGCCACCAUGCCGUUCCCCAAGGGGCACGUGAUAUGCGACUAUCACGGAAAGCUCAUCUCUGAAUCCGAGGGGAAGAGGCUGAUGGAUGCAAUGCAGGAGGGAGUGAUGAGCUACCUCUUUUUCAUCAGGGGCAGGCUAGGCACCAAGCUGUGCGUCGACUCCCAGAACUUCCCCUGCGAGUGCCACCCUGGAAAGGACACCUUUGGGAGGCGCAUGAACCACCCGGGCAAGGCGGCCAACGUGAAGCCUGUGGUGUUCCAGUUGAACUUUCCGGACGGAGCCAAAGACACUGUCCUGUUCUUGGCCAAGAGAGACAUAGACGUCAACGAAGAGCUCCGUUGGGACUAUGGUGUGAGACGGAGGUCUUUCGGAGAGGAGGGCAUGGACCUGCCAUGGCUGGAUGACUGA
Messenger RNA from Gadus chalcogrammus (walleye pollock), 1035 nucleotides. RefSeq lists its product as uncharacterized. The record is from RefSeq and is a predicted model, not a curated record. Gene Ontology annotation, molecular function: protein binding. Lineage: Eukaryota; Metazoa; Chordata; Actinopteri; Gadiformes; Gadidae. The transcript is spliced from 6 exons. Bases 1 to 1035 code for a protein of 344 amino acids.